GCCGCCUUCACACUAGGUGAUUCCCCAUAAUCCUCCCACGAAGUCUACGCAUAGAUACGUACGAGUAAUUAGUAGGCCACUAACGUUAAUAUCUCGACAGGACGCAGGAGAUGAGAGAACAAUGUCGGAGGUAAUUCCAGGCCAAUAUCUAAGCUUGAGUUUGAGACUGUCUAUUGUAGGAGUCUGUCAUUUACUGGAGACGAGCCAUCCCCUUCGGCCCACAAUAGUACAGGAAGUGACUCCAUGGUGGGCUCUAUAAUACCAACGAAUCCUUCAAAGGAAACUCUCGUGCCGGGAGAUGUACCCUGGUCUUUGCCCGGGGUAGUACUGGCGGCUUGUUCGUCGUCUUUUCUGCAGUCGCUCGUGUUCCCUUCCAGAAAGGCUUUUGCCAUGAGUAUGUCUUCCUUGCUUUGGCCGCUUAUGAGGAAGAUUCUCCUUAGCUCCAGGCUCGUCAAGCUCGUCAUCGCUGAAGCGUGUUUCAAGAGCCGCGAACUCGUUGAGCUCGUCGAUGCUGAAGGCUAUCUUGCUAAGGGGGACCUCAGAGGCUGGAUCCGCUGCGAUAGUGUGACCCUCAAAGGGCGACAGUCCAAUCUUCUGAGUCUUUGGUUCAUCAAGAACGAGGAUCUUGGAGACGUCUUCAAAGACCGACUAGCGUAG
Messenger RNA from Alternaria rosae, 657 nucleotides. RefSeq lists its product as uncharacterized. NCBI's taxonomy places the organism in Eukaryota, Fungi, Ascomycota, Dothideomycetes, Pleosporales, Pleosporaceae. The record is from RefSeq and is a predicted model, not a curated record. Bases 244 to 657 code for a protein of 137 amino acids. The transcript is spliced from 2 exons.